AUCUGAGCAGAAAAGUACCUGGCAGGAAGGUAGGGGCGCCUGCUGUCUCUCAAAGAUGUCGCCUUUCUGUUCUUGAUUGCCUGGGUUUUUGGCUUCCUGGUUUUCUACUCGAUCAAGUGAGGGCCUGAUGAGGAAAGAUCUGGGAGUUUCGGAGGGGGGAAAGAUUGGGGGAAUUCUGCAAAAACCGAGUCGCCAGCGGGAUUGAAGGCAAUCUCAAUGCAUCGCUGCGAAAAAUUGAAGCUGAUCGAGCGAAAGUAGCAAUUGCCCCAUCUUGAUGACUCAACCACGUCUGUAAGGUACUUGGAGAGCACGCUGCUGCGGCAUUGAGAAGGUGAUUGCAUCAUUCUGUUCAGUAACUCUGUGUCCCAGCUGUCAGAAUGGGGGUCAUGGAAGGCGUGGGAUGGAAGCGGAUGCGGAGCCACUCUGCCUUUCUGGCGGUUAUUCUGCUCGCUUCCGUCUCCCUGCGCUUCGCCUUUCAGACCUGCCAUUUGAAUACAAUGGGGUUCCAAGCCCCUAGAGACAUGGGGGCAAUGAGGGGCCUAGCCAGCAGUUUUCUUGGUCGGAGCAGGAGCCGGGAUACCACAAUUCCCAUCUUCUUCUAUAUCACCGAAAUGAAAGCGAGCGCCCUGGUGUUUCUCAACAUCACCGCGACGUUCAAUCCCGACACGCCCCUCUACAUGCUCACAAGCAAUGCAACCCCCCCAAAAGGAGAGAUCUUGAGUAGCUUGAAGCAGCUGGGAGUGAAGGUGCGAUACGUCGAGCACUACAUUCACCCCGGGUCCGACAUCGAAGUCUUCCGCAAGCAUUACAUUCAUCGAGCGGUCAACCCGCUCUGGUAUGAGAGGAUGUGCUUCGAGCGGUUCUUUAUCCUCAAAGAAGUCGCUUUGCUGGAAGGGAUAGACAGGAUGGCGUACUCGGAUGCUGACAUCGCACUCUUCAUGGACGUACACGACACGCCGUUCGCCAAGUUCCGCUCCGGGUUUGUGAGCAUCACGCAGUGGUCGACCUACUUUGGCCUCUGGCGCUUCGAGACGCUGCAGGAGUUCUGCCAGUACAUGCUGUGGUUCUAUCAGAGGCCCGAGUCGGAGGUCGACGACACGAUUCACCAGUACGGCGACUACAUCCUGUACCCCCGGGACGCGGACCCAAAGAACCAGAGCAACUACGUGUGGCAGUUCAGCGACAUGUUCAUGCUCUCGGCGUUCCUGCAAUCGCAAAACGUGAGCAAGACGACGCUCCUGGACAACGAGGACGCGAUGAAGUCGUUGGUGGCGCUAGAGAACCCCAACCGGUUACGGCCGCCAGGAGACGAGUCCUUCAUAUGCGAAAGCGGGGCGCAUUUCGACUCGUAUCUAGACUGGCGGAUGACGCCCCGUGGCGUUUUGGGGCCCUACCAUAACGGCACUCUGUUGGCAGGAAUACACUUCCAGGGGCCCUGCAAAGAUAAGGUAGUCCCUCACGUAUUUCAAAAGCUGUUUCCGGGCUCCGCCCCAGAGAGGUGGCAAUGGAGACGAUGAUAGUACAGCUGUCACAAGGUGAACCGUCGGUUGCGUCAGUCAAGGACUCAUGCGGAGUCCAUAGCUAGCAGGCAAGCAUAACUUGGUUGCAUUCUGCGCGCCUCCGUUCGUGGCUUUCAAACGACGCGUACGGGACAAGAUGAGGUCCAUGUAUGACACCUUAUAGGCGUUUGCAUACAGGGAAUAGAUGUUGCGAUUGCGAAAUGAUGUAGUCCCUUAUGUACGCCUUCGAGACGUUGAGGCUUACUUCAUCGAAGAACAUGUUUAUCUUAGCGGCGCACGCAGGUUCAGUAAC
Molecule: messenger RNA, 1812 nt
Organism: Klebsormidium nitens
Lineage: Eukaryota; Viridiplantae; Streptophyta; Klebsormidiophyceae; Klebsormidiales; Klebsormidiaceae
Source: the annotation of a GenBank genome assembly